ACAUCGUUCGCUUUCCCGUGUCGUUGUUUUGCUCGGUCGGUCGACGACGUUUUUCUUUUCAGGAAAAAAGUGCGGAAAAGCUGAAACCAGACACACACACACACACACAUACAUACAAACAGAUACAUUUUACUCACAAAACGCCCAUACGCACCGCCGGGAGGAGGCAAGCGGCCAGUCAGCCAGCCAGCCAGACAAACGAACAAACCGAAACCCUUGGCGUGCGACGCAAAGCAGCAAAGGGCAGCGCGCAAAUACGUCACCUCAUCAUCAUCAUCAUCAUCUCGAUCAUCGCUCGGCAUCAGCGGCAGCUGUAACUCUGGUCGGACCGUUACAUUAAAAUAGUGUGUUUUUGUUGCUAGUGAAAAGAGUCGUGCCGCCGCCGCCGUCGUCGUCGUCGUCGUCCAGCCGCAAAAACAAAAAGCACACACCCGCGCGAAGCACUUGAAAACGCGAAGAAGAAGAAGAGAAAAGAGAAAAAAGGUACAUCCAUUGUGCAGUGUUUUGUUUCAUGUGUGGUGUAAGGAGAUAAGUAAUGUGGUGUCUUUCAUGCGUCUCUUCUCCAACUAAUUCAGAACCAAUGGCUGCUAUAAGGAAAAAGCUUGUGAUCGUCGGCGAUGGUGCCUGCGGUAAAACCUGUCUGCUGAUCGUCUUCAGCAAGGAUCAGUUCCCGGAGGUGUACGUGCCGACCGUGUUCGAAAACUACGUGGCCGACAUCGAAGUCGACGGCAAGCAGGUUGAGCUGGCACUAUGGGAUACGGCCGGGCAAGAAGAUUACGACAGACUGAGGCCGCUGAGCUACCCAGACACCGAUGUUAUUCUCAUGUGCUUCUCUGUCGAUUCACCCGACUCGCUGGAGAACAUCCCCGAAAAAUGGACCCCUGAGGUAAAACAUUUCUGUCCUAAUGUACCCAUCAUCUUAGUCGGCAACAAAAAAGAUCUCAGAAAUGACCCACACACAAUAAAGGAAUUGGCUAAAAUGAAGCAGGAGCCCGUCAAGCCACAGGAGGGACGUGCGAUGGCCGAAAAAAUAAAUGCUUUCGCUUAUUUAGAGUGUUCGGCCAAAUCGAAGGAGGGCGUGCGUGAAGUUUUCGAGACUGCUACGAGAGCAGCGUUACAGGUGAAAAAGAAGAAGAAGAGUAAAUGUGUUCUGCUCUAAAAGAGCAAAGCCAGCAUUGUGCUCCCUAUUGCGAUGGUGUUUGCGAUGGUGGAAAAAAAAACACUACUGAGCCUGUUGAGUAAAGCGAAUCGUAAGAGAGGGAGAGCAGACAAGCGACCGAAGAGAGCAGAAAGCGAUGCAAACAACGGGAAGCAGCAAGUAGAAGAGCGCAGCAUCAGCGUGUGUGUGGUGGAGAUGUGGAGGAUCGAGAACGGCAGUGGUAGUAGAUAGAUGGCCCGAGUGGCGCUAUAACAUUAAUCGUUUUGGGAAUGGCAAAAGGAAAGUGAAGACGCUAAUUCGUAGGUAAAAGCGCCACAUCAUUACACGCAACAGCAGAAGCCUCAGAGAUCGAAGAAAAGAAUCCUUUUUUUAGAAUGAAAAAGAAACAUCUUUCGACCACCUUUCACACAAAGCAGACCAAAAAAGGAGAAAAAAUGAAGAUAAAAAAAAACAACAAAAGGAUAGAACACAUACCAAUUCAAUGCCAGGGAUUACAGCCAGGGAUUACAAGAAGCCUAGACGGGAGACGGAAAGAGGAGGGAACAGCAGGCAACAGUGAACGUGAACACUAGCUGCGAAUAGAUCUACUUGGGAUGAGUGAUGCGCGUCACCUCAGCUCCUUUUUUGUGGUGUGUGAAGAACUACUACUAGAGUUUUCUGCAUGCUGGAGAACGUAGCGUAGUCACCGAACGCCUUUUUUAAUGUGUGUGUACCUAGCGUAACGCAUGCCAUGAUGAUGAAAAUGAUGAUGGAAGAGAAUAGAGGAUGUGUAAGGCAAAAACGUUUUCACCCGAUACCGCCCCCACCCCCGCAAGGGAGGGUUGUUUUGUUAUGCAAAAGCAAAAGGAACUGCAGCGUGUUUGCUCUGUUAGGGAAUCAUUUUACAACAGAACCCAACUAAACACAAAAAAACUUUGUAUGCAAUGGUGUGUGGACGCAAUCAAAUCGUCCAACAAUCACAUGGUGCCGUUGUGUAGUGCACGUAUUUUGAAGUGCGGGCCCUAUUCGACGGGCCUUGGUUAGAAUGUCUGCAGAAGUAGGAAGAGGUCAAGCAUCCACAUUCGCGCACACCACUGCCCUAGAAAGGUAGUGGAGAAAAGUACGGAUAGUUUCUUCAAACGUUCAUGUUUCUCAUAUUUGGUCCCAUUUUUCCUGUUUUUAUCUACACAACACACACACACCUUCUUAGAUACAUACAUACAUGCAUAUAUAAGAUGGCAUCUACUAGAUGUGGUUUUUUUAUUAUUAACUAUUCGGUAAGCGAUUAAGUAAAUGAGUUGAGUAUGCAAAAAUCAACAAAAA
This is a messenger RNA of Anopheles merus, 2461 nucleotides long. RefSeq names its product ras-like GTP-binding protein Rho1. The record is from RefSeq and is a predicted model, not a curated record. NCBI's taxonomy places the organism in Eukaryota, Metazoa, Arthropoda, Insecta, Diptera, Culicidae. The transcript is spliced from 6 exons. Gene Ontology annotation, biological process: cell migration; small GTPase-mediated signal transduction. The coding region runs from base 536 to 1159 and encodes 207 amino acids. Gene Ontology annotation, molecular function: GTPase activity; GTP binding.